Messenger RNA from Drosophila biarmipes, 4908 nucleotides. RefSeq names its product tyrosine-protein phosphatase 69D (gene Ptp69D). The transcript has 12 exons. Lineage: Eukaryota; Metazoa; Arthropoda; Insecta; Diptera; Drosophilidae. Gene Ontology annotation, biological process: protein dephosphorylation. Gene Ontology annotation, molecular function: protein binding; protein tyrosine phosphatase activity. The record is from RefSeq and is a predicted model, not a curated record. The coding region runs from base 219 to 4607 and encodes 1462 amino acids.
UCACACUGGAAACAACAAAUUAAUGAAAAAAUUACGAUUAAUGAAUACUUCUUCGCGGUUGCCGUCUACUAAAUGUUUUUUUUAAUAACUCAUUUUUCGGGUUUUCCUAUUCGCCGCGUCGAUAGUACAACUUAGAGGACCUUUUCACGGAACACAGACAUCGAAUAUAAUUUUUGACAUAUGUAUUUACCCGGUUCGGAGUGAGAAAUAAGCUAGCCAUGGCGUUACUCCCCCGACGCAUGUCGAUGCUGCUGACUAUAAUCCUUGCAUAUAUUUUCCUUUGUGCGAUUUGUGUCCAGGGAUCGCUGAGGCAAGAAUGGGCAGAAAUAGGUAAAAACUUAACUUUAGAGUGUGCGUCGGAAAACGAAGGAGUAAUUUGGAAAUUGGGAAAUCAAACGAUCAAUAAAAAUAAUACAAGGUUUAAGAUCAGAAUUGAGCCACUGAAAUCCAACGACGACGUUAGUGAAAACAAUGAAAGCCAAGACUUCAUCAAGUAUAAAAAUGUCCUGACGCUUCUCGAUGUUAAUAUUAGGGACUCGGGAAACUUCACCUGCACCUCCCAAACGGGGCAAAAUCAUUCGACUGAAUUCCAAGUUAGGCCCUACCUUCCCUCCAAGGUCUUGCAAAGCACCGCCGACAAGAUAAAGAGAAAAAUCAAACAGGAUGUUGUGCUCCACUGUCUGAUCGAGAUGUUCCCGCAAAAUGAGACGACGAGUAAGAGCCUGAAAUGGCUUAAAGACGGGAGCCACUUCGAGUUCCUGGACACCUUUUCGUCCAUCUCAAAGCUGAAUGAUACCCACUUGAACUUCACCCUGGAGUUUACCGAGGUUUACAAGAAGGAGAAUGGAACCUACAAGUGCACCGUCUUCGACGAAACGGGUCUGGAAGUUACCUCCAAAGACAUAAGCCUUUUCGUAAUGGAAGUGCCACAAGUUAGCAUUGAUUUUGCCAAGGCUGUGGGGGCCAACAAGAUAUAUUUAAACUGGACCGUGAACGACGGCAACGAUCCGGUUCAAAAAUUCUUCGUCAGCCUGCAGGAGGCCGGAACACCGACUAUUACUUACCAUAAGGACUUUAUAAACGGCAGCUACUCAUCGUAUAUUUUGGAUCAUUUUAAAGCAAACACGACAUAUUUUUUAAGAAUUGCGGGAAAGAACUCGAUUGGCGAUGGCCAGCCCACCCAGUAUCCCCAGGGAAUCACCACUCUCAGCUUUGAUCCCAUAUUUAUACCGAAAGUCGAGACCACCGGCAGCACAGCGUCCACAAUAACGAUAGGCUGGAAUCCCCCGCCGCCGGACCUCAUUGAUUAUAUACAGUACUACGAGCUGAUUGUCUCCGAAUCGGGCGAGGUGCCCAAAGUGAUUGAAGAGGCCAUUUACCAGCAGAAUUCUCGAAACUUGCCAUACAUGUUUGAUAAGCUUAAGACCGCCACAGACUACGAAUUUAGGGUAAGGGCAUGCAGCGAUCUGACCAAGACCUGUGGACCUUGGUCCGAGAACGUGAACGGCACAACUAUGGACGGCGUGGCUUCGAAGCCCACCAAUUUGACGAUCAACUGCCACCAUGACAACGUAACGAGGGGCAACUCAAUCUCCAUCAACUGGGAUGUUCCCAAAACGCCAAACGGCAAGGUUGUGUCUUAUUUCAUUCACCUGCUGGGCAAUCCCAUGAGCACUGUGGAUAGGGAGACGUGGGGACCCAAGAUUCGACGAAUCGACGAGCCUCAUCACAAGACCCUGUACGAAAGUGUUAGCCCGAAUACGAACUACACAGUGACGGUGUCCGCCAUAACGCGUCACAAGAAGAACGGCGAGCCAGCUGUAGGAAGUUGUCUAAUGCCCGUCUCCACGCCGGACUCCAUUGGCCGAACUCUGUGGACAAAAGUUAACCUGGGCUCCAAACACGUCCUCAAAUUAUACCUACCCAAGAUCAGCGAACGAAACGGUCCCGUUUGCUGUUAUAGAUUAAAUCUAGUUAGGAUUAACAAUGACAACAAGGAACUGCCUGAGCCGGAUAAGCUAAAUAUCGCCACAUAUCAAGAGGUUCACAGCGAUAACGCCACAAGGAGCAGUGCAUAUAUAGCUGAAAUGAUCAGCAGAAAGUACUUUAGGCCCGAAAUAUUUUUGGGCGACGAGCAGAGAUUCAGCGAAAACAAUGAUAUUAUUAGGGACAACGAUGAAAUUUGCCGCAAAUGCUUGGAGGGUACUCCGUUCCUGAGAAAGCCGGAAGUCACCCCCCCACCUCCAUUGGGAUCACUAUCAAAUUUUGAUCCUGAACUACCACAUUCCCUCGAAAAAGACAACUUGAUCCAGGGAGCCAACCUGACAGAUCAUGCUCUUAAAAUCCUAGAAAGUAAGUUGAGAGACAAGAGAAACGCGGUGACAAGCGAUGAGAAUCCAAUUCUGAGCUCCGUCAACCCGAAUGUGCCACUCCAUGACACUAGUCGAGAUGUUUAUGACGGUCAGAUAGAUAUAAACUCCAAUUAUACUGGAUUCCUAGAGAUUAUAGUUCGGGAUAGAAAUAAUGUGCUAAUGGCAUAUAGCAAGUACUUUGAUGUAAUUACGCCAGCUACAGAAGCGGAACCCAUUCAAUCCCUGAAUAAUAUGGACUUCUACCUAAAUAUUGGAAUUAAAGCAGGAGCCGUACUACUUGGUGUUAUCCUCGUGUUUAUUGUGCUGUGGGUUUUCCAUCACAAAAAAACCAAAAACGAAUUGCAGGGCGAAGACACUUUAACAUUAAGAGAUUCCUUAAGCAGGGCUUUGUUUGGUCGCCGCAGUAACAACCACAGUCAUUUUAUUACAUCCGGGAAUCACAAAGGAUUCGAUGCUGGCCCCAUUCAUAGACUGGAUUUGGAAAACGCCUAUAAGAACCGCCAUAAGGACACCGACUAUGGAUUUCUUCGGGAGUACGAAAUGCUGCCCAACCGGUUCAGCGAUCGAACUACUAAAAACAGUGAUUUAAAGGAAAACGCCUGCAAGAAUAGGUAUCCCGACAUUAAAGCCUACGAUCAAACGCGCGUAAAGUUGGCUGUCAUAAACGGACUACAGACAGCGGACUAUAUAAAUGCAAACUUCGUAAUUGGAUACAAGGAAAGAAAGAAGUUUAUCUGCGCACAGGGUCCAAUGGAGAGCACCAUCGACGAUUUUUGGCGAAUGAUUUGGGAACAACAUCUAGAAAUAAUUGUGAUGCUUACAAAUUUGGAGGAAUAUAACAAGGCCAAGUGUGCGAAAUAUUGGCCUGAAAAAGUAUUUGAUACAAAGCAGUUCGGAGAUAUUUUAGUGAAAUUUGCACAAGAGCGAAAGACUGGAGAUUAUAUUGAACGAACCCUUAACGUGUCCAAGAACAAGGCCAAUGUGGGAGAGGAGGAGGACCGUAGACAAAUCACACAAUACCACUAUUUAACGUGGAAGGACUUCAUGGCACCAGAGCAUCCACAUGGCAUCAUCAAAUUCAUUCGACAAAUCAAUUCCGUCUACUCCUUGCAAAGGGGUCCAAUUUUAGUGCACUGCAGUGCUGGUGUCGGUAGAACCGGCACCCUGGUGGCUCUAGAUUCUCUGAUCCAACAGCUGGAGGAAGAAGACUCGGUGUCCAUUUACAACACAGUGUGUGACUUACGGCACCAACGAAACUUUUUAGUCCAAUCCUUGAAACAAUACAUCUUCCUUUACCGGGCCUUGCUGGACACUGGAACUUUUGGAAACACGGAUAUUUGCAUUGAUACCAUGACGACAGCUAUUGAAUCUCUGAAGCGGAAACCCAACGAGGGUAAAUGCAAAUUGGAACUGGAAUUCGAGAAACUGCUGGCCACAGCGGAUGAGAUAAGUAAAUCGUGUUGUGUGGGCGAGAACGAGGAGAACAAUGUGAAAAACAGAAGUCAGGAGGUUAUACCCUACGAUCGUAACAGAGUAAUACUGACACCACUUCCAAUGCGGGAUAACUCUACUUACAUUAACGCAUCCUUCAUAGAGGGCUAUGACAAUAGCGAAACCUUUAUUAUUGCCCAAGAUCCGCUUGAGAACACUAUUGGCGAUUUCUGGAGGAUGAUCUCAGAACAGAGUGUUACCACCCUGGUAAUGAUUUCUGAAAUCGGAGACGGUCCCAGAAAGUGCCCGCGCUACUGGGCGGAUGAUGAAGUCCAAUAUGACCAUAUACUUGUAAAAUACGUGCACAGCGAAAGUUGUCCGUACUACACUCGCCGCGAAUUUUACGUUACGAAUUGCAAGAUAGAUGAUACGCUGAAAGUCACACAGUUUCAAUACAAUGGUUGGCCAACCGUGGAAGGAGAAGUUCCUGAAGUCUGCCGCGGCAUCAUAGAACUUGUUGAUCAAGCAUACAACCAUUACAAGAACAACAAAAAUUCUGGUUGUCGCUCUCCACUCACAGUUCAUUGCAGCCUGGGAACUGAUCGAAGUUCAAUUUUCGUCGCAAUGUGCAUUUUAGUCCAGCAUCUUAGAUUGGAGAAGUGUGUCGACAUCUGUGCCACAACAAGGAAAUUACGAUCUCAGCGAACGGGACUUAUCAACUCAUACGCACAAUACGAGUUCCUACAUCGCGCAAUAAUUAAUUAUUCAGACUUACAUCACAUAGCCGAGUCAACAUUGGAUUAAGUUAGUUAUGUAUAUAUAUAUACGAGUACAUAAUGCACGUGUUGGAACAUCAAUGCAUAGUGUGCCAUGAUAAAUUAUUUGUAUAUUUAUAAAAUCUUUUAAUAAAGUAUUUACAAGGGCAAACGUAAUUUUUUUAACGAACUAUGUUUGCCCGAAACAUAAUAUACAUACAAAUAUAAAUGUAGUGUAUACGUAUCGUAUUGAUAAAACUACCAAAGGAAAAUAAGUAACAUAUUUUAUAAGAUACAAUGUAAUAAAAACUAAUAAUAAGAAUUGUACUUUUUUUGAGCUUGAGUGGAAA